Messenger RNA from Rhagoletis zephyria (snowberry fruit fly), 1593 nucleotides. NCBI's taxonomy places the organism in Eukaryota, Metazoa, Arthropoda, Insecta, Diptera, Tephritidae. The record is from RefSeq and is a predicted model, not a curated record.
AUGAAGGCCCCAAGCAGUAGCACGUACCCUGGACACAAUUCCUUUUACCCGCCAAACGGCUCUACAUACUCCCCUCUGUACCCCUCUACUGCGCCCUCCUUCAUUUCCGAUUACAUUACCCGAAGUCACAUAGACGCCAACAAGGCAGCCUACACCAAUUCAACCCCUUCUGAUAGUAGCUCUUUCAACGAGCACCUGAAACGCCUUCAGGAGUCACUUCAGUCCAAGUCACCGAAAACGUCUGAUAAUGGGCACUUUCAGCAUCAGCACUAUCGGCCCUCUUCCACUCAUUCAGCACACACCGGCUCGCAUGGCAGCACUCAGCCUGUGAGACCUGAGCCCAUUCAUCUCCAGCCUGGCUCUUUCACACCCAAGUCGACUGUGAUCAGUAACCACUACCAGCAGCCCUCUACCGAGGUGCCCAUCAGCAAGGUCGAUCAUUGUGAUAAUGCACACAAACCAACGUCAACUCAGCAAGGGAAUUCCGCGCAAUCCACGGCGGAUUCAAAUAAUGUUCAGCUUCAGCAACAGCCGUCUAGUGAAACUCAAAAUGACCAGUCAACUACAAACAGCAAAGUAAGAGAUUCAAUUGACCAGACAAUAGAAAAUUGCAUAGCUGGAAAUGAUUUGAAAGUGGAGGAGGAAAACACCAACCAGUCUACUAAUGACUCAACAAAAGCGGCCGAACCAAAAGAUGGUGGCAAGUCGAAGCGUGUCAACGUUUCAGCCAAACAAAAGAAGAAACAGGCUCCAGCAAAGCGGAAUCGAUCAACUGAAAGCGGCGGUCAGUGUGGCGCGGAAACCGAACCGGAGACGAAGAAGCCAAAGAAGCGAUGCAAGCAACCUGGCAACGAGGAAGGCAAGCGCCCAGCUGUAACUAAGCCAAAGGCGGCAAAAGGAGCAGUGCGUAAGGAAACGAUUGCCAAGAAUGACAAAUCCAAGUCAAAGAGCAAGAAAAAAAGCAGUAGUGUGUCGAAAGAGGAGUCUAAAGAGCCAUUAAAGGAUUCUUCAAGUUCAACUGCCAAAACAUCUACAGAAGUGUCAGAAAUACAAAAGGAGGAAAGCACUCAAAAAGUCGAGCUGCCACAUGAAGAGCAGACAAAAGUGCAGCAGGGGAAAUCAAGUGAACCAAAGACUGGAUCAAAAAAGGAAGCCAGUAAAAAGGAUGUGGUGAGGUACUGCCUCCAGUCGGACGCCUGUGACGUGGACGCACGCGAUAAUGCCGGAUACACACCGCUUCACGAGUGCUCUUCACGUGGAAACCUGGAAGUGGCUCGCUUACUGCUGGAGCACUCGGCGGACGUCAACGCCAGUGCCACCGGGGGCAUAAGCAAUCCUCAAUUCUAUGCACUUCAUGACGUAUUAGAGGCGACAAAGUUGACAGAAGCAGAGUUUGUGCUGAAACAUCCACAAACAGAAAUCGCCAAAAUGAACAAAGACGACUUUAUAAAGGCCACACUUGAUCAGCUUGAUAUGCGUCUUUCUGCAACCGUAGAUCGUUUUGUAAAGAGUGAGGAUGAAGAGGUGAACAUAAUAUACCGCAACGAUGCCAUCGAUCAGAUACUAAACAUUUCAAGCACUGUGAUAAGGUAG